Messenger RNA from Gongylonema pulchrum, 402 nucleotides. Lineage: Eukaryota; Metazoa; Nematoda; Chromadorea; Rhabditida; Gongylonematidae. The record is from the annotation of a GenBank genome assembly.
AUGAUUUGGAUUGUGGCUUUCUAUGCUUAUGCGAAAGGCGGUACUGUGGCGCAGCCUGUAGCAGCAGCGAACUCGUUAUCUACACCGGAUCCGUCAACAUCAACGAAUUCUGGCGAUUGUCCACCAAAAAGAUUGCACGUGUCGAAUAUACCGUUUCGGUUUCGCGAUCCCGAUUUGAGGGCAAUGUUUGAAAAAUACGGCCCAGUGACUGACGUGGAGAUUAUAUUCAAUGAACGCGGCAGUAAGGGAUUUGGCUUCGUAACUAUGGAAAAAUCAGCGGAUGCAGAGAAGGCACGACAGGAAUUGCAUGGUUCAUCGGUGGAGGGUCGCAAAAUAGAGGUUUGCUUGUUGUCACACCAACACCUAAAACGAUUUAUGGCUGCUCUCUGCGUUUGUUCUUAG